GAACAGAUGUGCACUAACCAGAACCAAUCUGCCCUACAUAGUGUCAUAUAAAUGCAAUAGACAAUAGCGGAGAUACUUCUUGAUGAUGUUGAGAUCCAAAGUACUGCCUGUGGCUCGGUAUUUGUCGAACAAUGUGAAGCUGUUAUCCAUGAAGCAGGGUAAGUUAUGGAGUUCGCCAACGCACUUUACACCAUCGAGAUGCCUACAUCACGAAACACCUUGUCUGCAAAGUGCUACUACGUUCCAAAGGCAUGCCACAUCUACCACAAAUAAUGACACACCUUCUGUAGUAUCGAGGAAUACAGAUACUGUAAAUACAGAUAUUGUCAAUGAAAGGCUUGAAAGUGACCGCUCAACACGUGGACGUUCACUCCAGGAAGACGGUAAUGAAACAUUUCGCGAUAGUACUUCAUCAACUAGUUCUUCAACAACUCAAAUUUUGCAAGUAGACAGUACAAAAGUUGCUUCAAAGCGCUCGCAGGGCAAGCGUAAGACUCGCGAUGAAAGUACAGAUACAACUGUCACUAGUACAGGUGCACAGCCUUCUAAAACGGUUCGGAAACCACGUGCUCAUAACAAUGUCCAAUCACUGCGCUUAGAAAACGCUGCACUGCGAUUGGAAUUAGCGACUUUGCGAGCUAAAGGUGGUGCUGUACAAGAAUCCACUACUGCAUUAAACAACUUGACUGCAACGGAGGCAGGGGUUAGUAGUGGUGCAAAUAGUAUGAGUGUGCGUACGCCUCGUCGUGCACCAGGAGAACGCGAUACUUUUCUGCAUCAGGAUAAUAAGGAGGCAUCGGCUUCAAUUAAAAAAUCUAGCGCACAUGCGGCAAGCAACGGACAUGAACAGAAUAGGACACAAGAAAACAAUACACAGCCUGUACAGCCAUCCACAUACACCAGCGGAGAGAACAUGGUUCAGGUAUCGUCGGCAAAGCACUCCGAUACAAGCACAGGCAUGAACGCCAAAAGCAGAAAACACAAACAGGCCAAGAUGGCGAGUCGGGCGAGGAAAGCAGAGAUGAUGCAGAAAAACAACGAGAGGGAUGGGAAAUACCUACCAGCCCGAAGAAGUGAACUGUCCCAGCUACGCCAUCUAUUCUACAAGGCAAGGGAGAGCAAGAGCUACAGGAGUGCCGUGGAAGCGGCUGAGAACGAGUUAAAAAGUGGAAAAAUAAGCAGCGAGGACGGAUUAACGGCUAUUAAUAUCUUCAAACAUGCUAAGAAGCCGGACUCAUGUCUAGAAGUGCUGGAUGCGCUCCGGAAGAAUGGCAGGGAGAUGACGGCUGUACACUACACAUCGACCAUGGCAAGCUUCAACAAGCCCGAGCACACAGCCAAGGCCCUUGAACUUUUAACAGAGAUGGAGGAACGUAACAUCGCCGCGGAUGUGAUUACUUAUAACUCUGCGAUAUCUGCCUGUGAGAAGGCCAAGCAGGGGGACCAGGCAUCUCAGAUACUGAGGCGCAUGGUCCAGGCAAACCUCACACCAAAUGUGAAGACAUACAACGGAGCCAUAUCAGCUAAUGGGAAGGCAAGAAAGACGGAGGAAGCGCUGGCACUAUUCGCAGAGAUGCAGGAGGCUCAGAUAGCACCCAAUACAAUCACGUACAACGUGGCUAUAGCCGCGUGCGGGGUGUCAAGAAAAUCAGCGAAAGCUGUAGAACUUCUGCUUGAGAUGGAGACGAAAGGCCUCGAGCCCAAUGUGAUCACCUAUAACGCGGCCAUAUUCGCUUGUAAUGCAGUGAAGUGGCAUGCAAAAGGUAUAGAGCUGCUGAAAGAGAUGCAAGGAAAGGGCAUCAAGGCUGAUACCGUUGUGUAUAAUACGGCGCUCUGGCUGUGUGUGCAUGGCAGCAUGCCUGAGGUUGCUUGUGAUUUAUUAAGGGAGAUGGUUAGGGACGGUGUGCGUAAGGAUGAUUCCACGGCGUUUGCGGCUAAAGAGGCGUGUACUGGUAAAAACAGUACCGUCGAUCAACUUGAACUAGCGCGCUUGCUGAGUUAACGGUCUUUCGCACAGUCACUUCCGAAGUUGUAUAGCGGGAUCGCGUGUCACGGACUGUGUGAUGCUGAGCCAGCUAUGCAGAUGAAUUAGGACGGCUAUUCUGAAAGUGUACAUCCACCGAACGGCUGUUGAUAGGCUGAGAUACGUACAACCCUCCCGAAACAGUGUCUGGAGUGCACAAGACAGGCGUGGUGUUUCUAUAUAGCUGGGUGGCUGCGUGCAGAUCCUGCGUUGGUUAAUGAGCAGACUAUUGUAAUCAUGAACUACCAGGUACUAGUACCUUGUUGCGGAAGGCUGUGGAUGAGUAUUGGGGUGCACGGACGAGGGUGCUAGCUGGUGUAGUACAUUGCACGCAUAGGUGCUCAACACCUGUUUUGGAGUCUGAAGAUAACCAUUCUCUUCAUCGGAUUGUUUCAAAGCAGGAUUUCGGGUCAAGCUGUGACCUGUGAGCCGAACGGAGCACUUGAUUGCGGCAUCUCUACGCUGUCAAAAGUCGAUAAAGCGUGCUAGAUUGCACACGAAAAGGAAAAGGACGCUAUCACGAUACAAUUCGACAACUUGUAGACCAUUUUUCUGCAUUGUUGCUGGUAAUCAUUAGAUUGUAUUUCGUUUUUGGACACCAGAUCGGAUCUUAUCCGAUACAGCCCGGAUUUGCGACUAGAUUCUAACUGUGUUCAAAUAUUAAUAUAUAUAUUUGCAACGUAUAUCGGGUCGAAAAUAAAUAAAUAUGAAUGAAUUGUAUCGCUGGAGUCCCGUUUCGUUAUCGUUAACAGGUCUUCAGAUGAACUAGUUUGUUCGUAUUUGU
This is a messenger RNA of Sphaeroforma arctica JP610, 2807 nucleotides long. RefSeq lists its product as hypothetical. The record is from RefSeq and is a predicted model, not a curated record. Lineage: Eukaryota; Ichthyosporea; Ichthyophonida. Gene Ontology annotation, molecular function: protein binding. Bases 83 to 2002 code for a protein of 639 amino acids. The transcript is spliced from 3 exons.